Symbiodinium sp. CCMP2592 is the source of this 483-nucleotide messenger RNA. The record is from the annotation of a GenBank genome assembly. NCBI's taxonomy places the organism in Eukaryota, Dinophyceae, Suessiales, Symbiodiniaceae.
AUGGCAAGUCGUGGUGCACACGGUGGGACGUCCAAGGGAAGCCGGCUGGGAGAGCUUGGCAGCCGCGGAGCACCCUGGAAGAAGAACCAAGACUUGAGGUAUACACGCCGGCUGGAGCGCGGUCGUCCGCCAAUCCUGGCUCGGACCACCUUCUAUUCAAGCAGUGAUGCGCUGAUGAGAGGAGUGCAGGGGCUGACGGGCUCCCUGUUCGUAUUGGAUCCACUGGGUGAAGCCAUGGAGAGCGAGACCUUUGCCCACUUGGUUCUGGGAGUCCUGCAGGAGACUGCCCGUGUCUCCUUCGCCAUCGGCGGCGCGGACGGUCUCCCGGAACCCCUGCGCCCGGGUUGUGGGGAGCUCGCCCGUACCGUGAGGCACUUGUCACUGAGCCAAAUGACGUUCCCUCAUCGACUGGCGCGGGUGCUGCUGCUGGAGCAGAUCUUCCGUGCGCGCGAGCUGACCAUCGGCUCUGGCUACAGUCGUUGA